AUGGGCAGCAUUGACAAUAGUUCUGAGGAGAAUUAUUCCAGUGAAGAUGAGAUAGUUGAUGAUGAUAAUUAUAAUAUUCUACUAACUGCAACUGUUGGUAUGGUUACUGAAUAUUACACAAAAUAUAUUGAAAAGGAGCCUUGUAGGACCUCUUAUCAAACCGGAUACAAGUUCGUAUCAGAAAUUUUACAUGGCAAUCCAUAUAGAUGCCAACAACAAUUUCGAAUGGAAAAACAUGUAUUUAUUAAUCUGUGCAUGGAAUUGAAAAUCAAAUAUGGUUUAAAGGCUUCUAGAUAUAUUCCUGUUGAGGAGCUGGUGAAUAUGUUUUUGAUGAUUCUAGGACAUGGGUUUGGGAAUAGGAUGGUUCAAGAAAGAUUUCAACAUUCCGGAGAAACAGUUAGUAGAUAUUUCACCCAUGUUUUAAAUGCUGUUUUAAGGAUGUCCAAGGAUAUUAUUAGCCCGCUGGAUAAAGAGUUCAAAAAUAUUCCAAGUAAAAUCCGCGAUGAUCAUCGUUGGUGGCCUUAUUUUAAGGACUGCAUUGGAGCAAUUGAUGGCACCCAUAUACCAGUGAAAAUUUCUCCAUCCAAACAAGUACCAUAUAUUGGCCGAAAAGGGAUUCCUACACAAAAUGUUAUGGCUUGUUGUGAUUUUGAUAUGCGUUUCACUUUUGUUUGUGCUGGAUGGGAAGGUACUGCUCAUGAUACUCGUAUUUUUUUAGAUGCUAUACACAGAAAAGAGCUCCAAUUUCCACACCCACCUAGAGAUGCAUAUGAUCCGAUGGACCCCAAUGGCAACAUCACGAUCAAGUGGGACAUCAACUCAAUCGAGGAUGCAACGUAUAAUGUCAUUGUGAGUAUAUACAAUUACCAGCUCUAUCGCCAUGUUGAGAGUCCUGGUUGGAGGAUGAGCUGGACGUGGCCCAAAGAUGAGGUGAUCUGGGACCUGAGGGGUGCAGAGGCCACUGAGCAAGGGAACUGCUCUAGAUUCAAGGGAUCUCUUCCACACUGCUGUGAUAAAACUCCGGUCAUCGUCGACUUGGCUCUUGGAGCUCCAUACAACAUGCAAUACAAGAACUGCUGCCGGGGAGGUGUCCUGUCAUCCACUACUCAGGAUCCAACUAAAACUAUGUCCUCCUUCCAAAUGAGCGUGGGGGGUGUCUUUGUUCUUGACAGCGCUACGAAGGCGAUCCCAUCAAAUUUCAGUGUUGGCCUUCCCGGAUAUACAUGCAGCAAUGCUACUGUUGUUGCACCAAGCAAGGUCCAAGUCGAUGGCCAACGGAGCAUCCAAUAUCUAAUGACUUGGGAAGUGACCUGUUCUUAUUCCCAGUUCAGGGAAUCAGCUACACCUGGUUGUUGUGUUUCUCUGUCUGCCUUUUAUAACAGUACUGUGGUCUCAUGUCCUCUUUGUAGCUGUGGCUGCCAAAAUUCACCAGCAACUUCAGAAUGUUUCAGAGAUGGUCAGCAACCUGAUCUGCUACAGUUACCGAAUGGUGAUGACGAGGGAACACCGCCUUUUGUGCUGUGCACGCAGCAUAUGUGCCCAAUUCGAGUGCACUGGCACUUGAAAGUGAGUUACAAGGAGUAUUGGAGGGUUAAGGUGACGAUCACCAACUUCAACAUACUGAAGAACUACACCGAUUGGAAUUUGGUGAUACAGCAUCCAAACCUUCGGAGCAUAACACAAGUGUUCAGCUUCAACUACAAUCCUCUGAUUCAAUAUGGUGAUAUCAAUGACACGGGGAUGUUCUGGGGCAUCAAGAACUACAAUGAGAUGCUGCUGCAAUAUGGAGUAGAUGGCAACGUGCAGACCGAGAUGCUACUGCGCAAGGACCCCGGCGAUUUUACUUUCAAGGGAGGCUGGGCUUUUCCAAGGAAAAUAGCAUUCAAUGGGCACGAGUGCGUCAUGCCGCCCCCGGACAUGUUCCCAUCGCUGCCCAACAGCAGCCCAGCUGCACCAGCUUUGCUUCUCCAUCUCUGCCUGGGCCUGUCGCCUUUGCUAUUGUUUGGUUUGUUUCUGUUCGUAUAGAUAGCAGUUGGCCUUAUUGGCAGGGCGAUUUAGAUCAAUCAAUCCUUACGGCAAAGGAUGCUUAUCUACAGUCCGAGUUUUGAGAUAUCCAGCAGAUGAAUCACCCUUCAGGACAAGCCGCCUUCAUGCAAGGUUCUCUCAAGCAUCGAUCGCCAAUCCCAUUCCUUGCGUAUCUUUGCCAUUGGAUCAUCAUGUUGGUUUGGUUCCAACGAGAAGUUAUAUUUUCUUUAUGAGGUUGGUGUUGGUAUCAAAAAAUUAUGUUACUUUCAGAACAAGUGACAUCUAGAAGUAUAAACAAGUAACCAUGA
This is a messenger RNA of Phoenix dactylifera (date palm), 2333 nucleotides long. The record is from RefSeq and is a predicted model, not a curated record. NCBI's taxonomy places the organism in Eukaryota, Viridiplantae, Streptophyta, Magnoliopsida, Arecales, Arecaceae.